Messenger RNA from Trametes versicolor FP-101664 SS1, 198 nucleotides. RefSeq lists its product as uncharacterized. NCBI's taxonomy places the organism in Eukaryota, Fungi, Basidiomycota, Agaricomycetes, Polyporales, Polyporaceae. The record is from RefSeq and is a predicted model, not a curated record. The coding region runs from base 1 to 198 and encodes 65 amino acids. The transcript has 4 exons.
AUGACAUUGGAGGUGGAGGAGGCGGGAGGCCGGCGCAUCAUUGCGAACGCUGGACGAACUUUUACCAGGUGGGAAGACUGGCUGAUCGCAGGGGAGAAGGGCAUUCUUCUUGGCGUCGAGAAGGUCGAUAUCGGGAGCCCCAGCGACGUAGUCGACGAUUUUGGCGCAAGCAGAUGGCUGAAACAUCUCGGCGCGUAG